AUGUCUACAACACCAAGGAAAGACGACAGCCACCUGUUCACCAGUGUGCACCCUUGUCAGCUGAAGGUGCAGGAGGUGCAGCAACGGCAAGCUUCUUCUUUGCUAUUUCUCAUCCAUUCAUCUGUAAUAUGGACAACACUGAGUCCCCCACUCAUGGAUGGAGACACCAUCACACAGUCUCUCAUGCUUGUGAUUCGUGACUCAUGCGCAGGCAAGCAUCAUGCUGGAGCAGUAGAAAAAUAUGUCAUUGCUCAACCAAUAUUUGUUUUUGAGAAAGGAGAACACAAUUUUAAGAGACCUGCAGAAGACAGCCUGGAUGAAACAGCAGAGCCUGAAUUCACUGGCUUCUUGCGAAAGCGUGUAAGGUCUUCAUCUGUCACGCUUCGUACUACAGAUUCUCAGUCUCUAGGAGUGGCAGCCUUGUCUCAGACGCGCCUGAGGUCCUCAUCAUUCACUGAUGUCCCAACCUUCCCUCCCUCCAGACCAGUGAGGAAAAACAAUGUUUUUAUGACAUCACGUCUGCUGCAAAGGAAUGAUGACAUGAACAACAUAGGGCAAGGUGCCCCCGUGAGACCUUCGGACCAUGUUCUACGACCCGCUGUUCUACAGCCAUCUCGAACUCAGAGCUGUCAAAAAGGAGGCACAACACUUGCGCCUGGUGCAUCAAAAACCUGCGAAACUAAGGAAAAUACCGAGCACAAGAUUUCUGAAGUGGACUCUAGUUUACUAAGUGAAAAUUUAUCAAAUGCCAGAAGUUCAGUCCAGAUGUCUACUGAUCCAUGCAUCUCAGAGACACCAUCAGGAGGCCAUCCAAAGGAAGACGAGUGUUCUUUUACAAGCUGCAGCUCUGACUUCGUUUUUGGAGAAAACAUGGUGGAAAGAGUUUUGGGCACUCAAAAGCUUACCCAGCAUCCACUUCAAAAUCUUUCAUAUGCCAAGGAAAAAUCAUUCAAAUCUCUUCUGAAGUUUCCUAAUGCUGCUUCAAAUUCAGAACCUAUUAAAAACAUAUCCCUAAUCGAAUCAGCUGCUGCUUUUUCCUCCAAACCAUCACAAAAAUGCUUGCUUGAGAAGAUCGAUGUCAUAACAGGAGAAGAAACAGAACAUAAUGUGUUAAAGGUCAACUGCAAGAUCUUUGUAUUCAACAAAGCCACACAGUCCUGGAGUGAAAGAGGCCAAGGGAUUUUGAGACUGAACGACACAGCCGGCAGUGAGUGCGGGACGCUGCAGUCAAGACUGAUCAUGCGCAACCAAGGCAGCCUGAGGCUGGUUCUCAAUAGCAGACUCUGGGCUCAGAUGAAGACUCAAAGAGCAAAUCAUAAAAGCUUGCGGAUAACCGCGACUGAUUUAGAAGACGACCGCAUAAAGAUAUUCUUAAUUCAGGCUAGUGCCAAAGACAUAGGCUUUCUGUAUGCAGCAAUACACCACCGUCUCGUUGCCCUUCGAAGCCUCGGUCAGCAGGGUGAUGGUGGUCCAGCCGGAAGCCAGGCGGAUACAAUUCUGCCGCAGGUCAGCGGCGGGAGCUGUGAUGAGGAUGAGGAUGACAUCACACAAGUCACUAAAACUGGACCAGAUCCUUCAAGGUGGAACCACAGACAGUCAAUUGUCUGUUCGUAAGCCUUCUCUGCUAAAAACGUGACAUCUACAGAAAGAGUAGCCACUCCACUGAAACGCCAGACCGUCCUGAGAAGACUCUACUCCUACCUUAAAGUGUUUUUUUUUAAUUAAAGAAACAAAUACAAUUAUUGUAAUUAAAAGUUUUAUGUUUUACAUUUUCAUUAUUGUGGACAGAAUUUAAGAAAUGAACUUCAGAAUUUAUCCUUUUGUGGAUUACUCUAGAAUAGGAUUUGAUAACUAAUUUGGACUAUUCAUCAUAUUGAUGGAUAUAUUAAUUAAAAGUACAAAUGUUGGCUUUGAUAAACCUUUGAUAAAUAUCUAAAGUAUUUAUUUUAAGCCAUACAUUGUCUGGCUAUAGAACAAAUAUUUUACUAAAUUUAUAGUCAUCUCUUUAAAAAAAUAUAAUUGCAAGGCAUUUCAUUAAAUCAUGUGAAAUGUAUAUUUUCACUUAUACUUUGAAUACAUACAUUCAAGUAAGAAUUCUUUUAUAAGAGUGUCCAUUUGAGGACUUUUAUCCAUUGCAUCUUACGUAUUUGACUCAAAGUCAGCUCACAAGAGUUGAUGAAUAAUGGAACAAAAUGUAAUGUAUUACAUAUGUGUCACAAAUAUACAGAAGGCAAAUAUCAAUGUGCUUUAUUUAUGUGAUGGUCUUAAUAGUCUAGUCAGUGUAAGGCUAUGCAGAAGCCAUUUUAUAACAAAUGUAUUGUAUAUGGCCAAAUGAGUAUCUCAACUUCCAUCAUUGUCAUAUGAUUUCAAUGAUUUUACAGAUGUUUUAUGCCUUUUCCAUUUAGAGAUUCUUUAUGAAUCAUGCAUGAAAGAUCCAUGUCAGAAUUUAGCCAUAUUCUAUUUUAUUAGUAGCCCUAAACUAUCUCAUUACAGAAUAAAGAUUCAAGAUCCUAAAUUGUUUUGAAUGUGUGCUGAACCUUGAUACCCUUGUAAUAAGGGCGAAACUGUACAAACUGCUAUGUCGAAGAAAAUAUCCUUUGGAAACAUACAUGUGAAAAUAUAUUUUAGAAGUUGGCAGUGCUUUACUGCCUCCAUA
Rattus rattus (black rat) is the source of this 2656-nucleotide messenger RNA. RefSeq names its product RAN binding protein 3 like (gene Ranbp3l). The record is from RefSeq and is a predicted model, not a curated record. The transcript has 18 exons. Gene Ontology annotation, biological process: protein export from nucleus. The coding region runs from base 1 to 1614 and encodes 537 amino acids. Gene Ontology annotation, molecular function: GTPase activator activity. Gene Ontology annotation, cellular component: cytoplasm; nuclear pore. NCBI's taxonomy places the organism in Eukaryota, Metazoa, Chordata, Mammalia, Rodentia, Muridae.